Molecule: messenger RNA, 2831 nt
Organism: Prunus dulcis (almond)
Lineage: Eukaryota; Viridiplantae; Streptophyta; Magnoliopsida; Rosales; Rosaceae
Product: protein IMPAIRED IN BABA-INDUCED STERILITY 1
Exons: 9
Coding region: 312-2408 (698 amino acids)
Biological process (GO): protein phosphorylation; positive regulation of transcription elongation by RNA polymerase II
Cellular component (GO): cyclin-dependent protein kinase holoenzyme complex; nucleus
Molecular function (GO): RNA polymerase II CTD heptapeptide repeat kinase activity; cyclin-dependent protein serine/threonine kinase activity; ATP binding
Source: RefSeq, a predicted model, not a curated record
GGAAAAGAAAAGAAGAAGAAAAAGUUAAGAGAGAGAAAGCGAAGCGAGUGGAAGAAGAAUGAAUCAUUGAGAUAACAAACAAACAUUCUAUCUUUGGAUUGUUUGUAUAAAACCCAUAUCUGUUUGCUCCUCAAUUCCAGCUCUGCAAUUUCCAUUUUUUAAUGUUUUGAGAGCUAACAAACUGCAACCCAGUAAACUCGGGUUGGUUGCUCCGGACUUCCGACCCCGAGCUCAGCUGACAGUUUCCCGAUCCGGGUCGACCCAAAGUUUGGCGGGUGUGCCGUAAAUGGUUAUUGGGUAGAAGGCCGGCGAUGGGUUGCGUGAGCUCGAAGCAAGCAGUGUCGGUGACGCCUGCGUUCGACCACUCGGGCGCGUUCAGGGACAAUGUGGGGAAUUCGGGUAGAAGUCGGGUCGGGUUGGGGGAGGUGGAGAAGAAGAGUAAGAAGGGCGCUGAGUUGAGUGGGAGCGAGUUGGGUGAGUCGGGAAGAGCGAGUUCAAAUGGUGGCUGCGGUGGUAAUUAUCAUAAGAGUAACAAUAGUUAUUGCGAGUCUUUGAGUUUCAGAUUGAGUAAUCUGCAGAAGUAUGUGGAGGGUGAGCAGGUGGCCGCCGGCUGGCCGGCUUGGCUCAGCGCCGUCGCCGGCGAAGCCAUUCAAGGUUGGGUCCCACUCCGCGCCGAUGCCUAUGAGAAAUUAGAGAAGAUUGGACAGGGUACAUAUAGUAGUGUGUUCCGAGCACGGGACCUCGAAACUGGGAAGAUAGUUGCCUUGAAGAAGGUGCGGUUUGACAAUUUUGAGCCGGAAAGCGUCAGGUUUAUGGCCCGAGAAAUAUUGAUUCUUAGAAGGCUCGACCAUCCAAAUGUCAUUAAACUGGAGGGCUUAAUUACUUCCCGAUUAUCAUGUAGCAUAUACCUUGUGUUCGAGUACAUGGAACAUGACAUUACGGGACUCUUGUCUAAUCCUGAAAUCAAGUUCAGUGAGGCACAGAUUAAAUGUUACUUGAAGCAGCUGUUAUCUGGACUUGAGCAUUGUCACUCGCGGGGUGUAAUGCAUCGGGACAUAAAAGGAUCAAAUCUUCUGGUGAGCAACGAUGGAAUUUUGAAGGUGGCGGAUUUUGGAUUGGCAAACUUCUGUAAUUCUGGGCAGAGGCAACCCCUAACCAGUCGUGUUGUCACUCUAUGGUAUCGUCCUCCUGAACUUUUGCUUGGAUCGACAGAUUAUGGAGCUUCUAUAGAUCUUUGGAGUGUUGGCUGUGCAUUUGCAGAGCUGCUAAUUGGGAAACCUGUUCUUCAAGGGAGGACUGAGGUUGAACAAUUACACAAGAUUUUCAAGCUUUGUGGCUCCCCACCAGAUGAUUACUGGAAAAAGUCCAAACUUCCUCAUGCAACUCUAUUUAAGCCACAACAACCUUAUGAUAGUUCUCUGCGGCAGACCUUUAAAGAUUUACCUACAACCACUUUGAACCUACUAGAGACUCUUCUUUCUGUAGAACCACACAAGCGUGGGACUGCCUCCUCUGCUCUUGCAUCCGAGUAUUUUAAAAUGAAGCCUUUUGCAUGUGAUCCAUCAAGCUUGCCAAUAUACCCACCUAGCAAAGAGAUUGAUGCGAAAAAUCGAGAGGAGGCAAAGAGAAAAAAGAUUGGAGGGCGAGUUCGUGGAUCCGAAACAAGAAAGCAAACAAGAAAAUCACUUGGAUGUAGUAAAUUAGCACCAGCAGAGGACUUAGCAGUCCAGUCUCAAGUUUCAUAUAAAAUCAAUGCUAAUAAUGGAAAUAUUCUCAAGGAAGAAAAUGCUAUCACAGGCAGGGAGUUGCCAAAGCCAUCAGCUGGUAAAGUAGAAGAGUCUUCGCAUGUAAAGAAUGCAUCUCAAGGAGACAUUCCCUUCUCUGGUCCGUUAGAGGUUUCUACAUCAAGUGGUUUUGCAUGGGCAAAAAGGCGAAAAGAUGAUGCUUCCAUAAGAUCACAUACUCGGUCUAUUUCAAGAGGACACAUUUUUAAUGCAAUAGAACCUCCAAUCGCAGUGCAUACAAGAAAUAACUUUGACUCAAGAAGGCAUGAAAAUGGGGAGCUCAAGUACAGGGUGCGCACUGACUCUAGAGGGCAUGAUUCAUACGAGAUAGCAAAGCUCGCAAUGAUGAAACAAUGGGGCAAGCUUGAGCACCCAGAUUCCUUUGAUGCUUCGGAUGGGUACCACUCGCAGGAAUUAUCAUUGGCACUUUAUCAGAGAGAGGAAAUGGCAGCUAAAAGUGAUCUGGGUUUUCAACUUCAAGAUCAAGGAGACAAGGUUGAGUUUUCCGGACCAUUGUUGUCUCAACCAUAUAGAGUUGAUGAACUUUUAGAAAGACAUGAGCGCCACAUCAGAAGGACGACCCGGAACUCAUGGUUCCAUAGAGGUAAGAAGCAAGGGAAGUAAUUGACUGAUAGGCCGCGUUUGAGUAAAUUAGAAAGAGAACUGGUCUCGACAACGAAACAGAUAAUACAAGAGUUCAGGUUGGGAGCUGGCAUUUCCAACUAGGCUGCCAUAACAACUAUUUAAGAAAGUGAAAAUCUCCACCACAAACUCAGUGACAAAAGAGACGUAAACUACAUUUCCACUUAAGGUUAUUUGGAAGAGGUGGAAAAGAAUGGUAGAGUGAUGGGUUCUCUUCUUAGAAUAACAUCUGUUUUCUCCCUUAUUCAAAACUUUUUGUUUGCCUAAUUAGUUCCUUGUUUCAAAAUUUUAUUUUUAUUUUCCGUUAAAGUCCCAUUGGGCAAAUGUAUAGAUUAGUGAUUAUGGUUUCUGAGGAAAAGCCUUGUAUAGUUUCUUGUUUCGCAGGCUAAGGCAUUAUUCCUUGUA